Messenger RNA from Aegilops tauschii subsp. strangulata, 2754 nucleotides. RefSeq names its product multiple C2 domain and transmembrane region protein 6. NCBI's taxonomy places the organism in Eukaryota, Viridiplantae, Streptophyta, Magnoliopsida, Poales, Poaceae. The record is from RefSeq and is a predicted model, not a curated record.
ACUACCUAGCGAACCAUAGAAGCAUGGCCGGCCGGCCGUCCUGCUAAACCCCGCCCAUCCUACAACGCCUAGGCAGCCAGCUCUCGACCUCCACCGCAGACGGUGGCCAUGGCGAAGCCCCCGGCGCAGGCGGCCCCUGGAUCAGCGUACAAUCUCGUGGAAACGAAGCCGCCCCUGCCCGCGAAGCUUGGCCCACGCGGCGCGGCGUUGGCGGCAACGAAAAUGGCCUCGACGUACGACAUGGUGGAGCCAAUGAAGUACCUGUACGUAAGCGUGGUGAAGGCGCGCGAUUUGCCCACCAUGGACGUCACCGGCGCGCUGGACCCGUACGUGGAGGUGAAGCUGGGCAACUUCAAAGGCGUGACCAAGCACCUGGUAAAGAACCACAACCCCGUGUGGCACCAGACGUUCGCCUUCUCCUUCGCCAACCUUCAGUCCAACCAGCUGGAGGUCAUCGUCAAGGACAAGGACACGAUCCGCGACGACUUCGUAGGCCGCGUCGUGUUGGACGUGUCCGACAUCCCCGAGUGCAUCCCGCCCGACAGCCCGCUGGCCCCACAGUGGUACAACCUCUCUGACGCCCAUGGGGAGAGAUUCCACCACGGCCACAGCCUCGGCGAGAUCAUGCUCGCCGUCUGGAUUGGCACCCAGGCCGACGAAGCAUUCCCAGAAGCGUACCACUCGGGCGCUCACCCGCUAUCGACGGCGGGGCUCACUAACACGCGCUCCAAGGUGUACUACUCCCCGAAGCUCAUCUACCUCAAGGUCUCUGUCAUCGCGGCCAAGGACCUAAUCGGUGCCGAGAAUUCAAAAGACCCGCCGGUGAAGCCCACUGUCGCCAAGAUCCAGAUGGGCAGCCAGAUUCGCCGGACGCGGCCAGGGCAGCCACCGGCGAACCCGGUGUGGAACGACGACUUCAUGUUGGUGGCCUGCGAGCCGUUUGAGGACCCGCUGGUGGUGACGGUUGAGGAGAAGGUCGCCACCGGGGAUGAGCCCAUCGGCCGCGUCAUCAUUCCCGUGGCGUCAAACGUGCCGCGCAACGACCUGGCUAAGUCGGUGCCGUCCAAAUGGUUCAACCUGUCGCGUGGGAUGACGGUGGAACAGGCGGCGGCGGAUGUUACGACGGGGACCAAGCACCGGGAGCAUUCCAAGACGUUCGCCAGCAAGAUCCACCUCAAGAUGAGCCUAGAGACGGCGUACCAUGUGCUGGACGAGUCGACGCACUACACCAGCGACCUGCAGCCGGCGGCGAAGAAGCUGCGGAAGAGCGCCAUCGGCAUGCUCGAGGUGGGCAUCCUCAGCGCGCGCGGCCUCGGCGGCAACAAGAACCCCUACUGCGUCGCCAAGUACGGCGCCAAGUGGGUGCGCACACGCACGCUGCUCGGUACCGCGGCACACGCUUGGAACGAGCAGUACAUCUGGGAGGUGUUUGACCUCGGCACCGUCAUCACCAUCGCCGUCUUCAACAACAAAAAUCUCGAGGGCCAUGGCGACACCAAGGACGAGAGGAUCGGCAAGGUGCGCGUCCGCCUCUCGGCGUUGGAGUCAGACCGGGUGUACACGCACUACUACCCGCUCAUGGCACUGACCCCGGGUGGGCUGAAGAAGACGGGGGAGCUCCACUUGGCAGUCCGGUUCACUUGCACGGCGUGGGCCAACAUGCUGGCACAGUACGGGCGACCGUUGUUGCCCAAGAUGCACUACACGAGCCCCAUCUCCGUGCUGCAGCUGAACUCCCUACGAUUCCUGGCGAUGCAGAUGGUGGCGACGCGACUAGGCAAAGCGGAGCCGCCGCUGCGGCGGGAGGUGGUGGAGUACAUACUAGACGCGGACUCGCACAUGUUCAGCCUGCGCCGGAGCAAGGCCAACUUCAACCGCAUCAUCUCGCUCUUCUCCGGCGCCUUAGCGGCUGGCAAGUGGUUCGACAACAUCUGCAAGUGGAAGAACCCGCUGACCACCAGCCUCGUCCACGUCUUGUUCCUCAUCCUCGUGUGCUACCCGGAGCUGAUCUUGUCGACGGUGUUCCUGUACAUAUUCCUGAUCGGGGUGUGGAACUACCGGCGGCGGCCGCGAAACCCGCCGCACAUGGACACGGCGCUGUCGCACGCGGAGCUGGCGCAGCCGGACGAGCUGGACGAGGAGUUCGACACGUUCCCGACGUCUAGGCCGGGCGAUGUGGUGCGUAUGAGGUACGACCGGCUGAGAAGUGUCGCCGGCAGGGUGCAGACGGUGGUCGGCGACCUGGCCAUGCAGGGGGAGCGCGCCCAGUCCCUGCUCAGCUGGCGCGACCCUAGGGCCACUGCUAUGUUCAUCACGCUCUCCUUCAUCAUCGCCAUCGUGCUCUAUGUGACGCCAUUUCGGGUGGUGGCCGUCCUCGCCGGCUUGUACAUGCUCCGGCACCCCCGGCUCCGGAGCAAGCAGCCGUCGGCGCCCUUCAACUUCUACAGGCGCCUCCCAGCCAAGGGCGAUAUGCUCCUAUGACCAUGCCAUUGUUUUUCUUGCAUGAAGUUUACAAUUGUAUUAGUAUAUACGUUCACUACUACACUACUCUAUGAGAUCACGCGGUGGAUAUCAAUCACUUUCUCUCUUGCCUCCGUUCCAAAAUAGAUGAUCCAACUUUGUACUAACUUGUACCAAAGUUAAUACAAAGUUGGGUCAUCUAUGUUGGAACGGAGGGAGUAUAAGAAAGAGGGAACCUAUGUAAUUAAGGUUGGAUGAACCAUUCUGACCGGCAGGAAAGGGAAGCUUAUGUCA